AGUGCAACAGAUAUACUAAUACAAGUAUAAAUUCUAUUUUUUCUAUAUCGUUAACACGUUUAAUACACACGGCCUACGUUUUCUGAAUCUAACCUCAUUUGAAUUUGCGAUGUGGCACUUAGAAGAUUAACAUAUUCAAUUUGCUUUAUAGAAGAUUGAUUUAAUUUGAGUGAAAUGGUCAUAGUAUAGCGUUUCAGCAACGAACGUGUUUAAAUCAAAAAGCAAAAUUUUCUAAACGGAUAUGAAUGUAUAUACUUAGCAUAUAAAAAAAAAUGAGAGUGUCAUUACUACUAAUUUUUCGAAUUUUAUAUUUUUUCAAUGUAUAUGGAGUCAUAAAUGCUUGGGAUAAUGAUGAAUUGGAAGUAUUUGAUGUUGUCGAGGAAGUCAACCAAAAUUUUUACGAAAUUCUUGGUGUCCCACAGGCUGCUAAUGCUUCAGAGAUUAAAAAAGCUUUUAGACGAUUAUCGUUACAAUUACAUCCAGAUAAAAAUUCUGCAGAAGAUGCAGAGCAGCAAUUUAGAAAAUUAGUUGCUGUAUAUGAUAUAUUGAAAGAUCCAGGAAAACGUCAGAGAUACGACAAUGUGCUUAUUAAUGGAUUGCCAAAUUGGCGAUCAGCUGUAUAUUAUUAUCGUCAUGUACGGAAAAUGGGACUUUUAGAAUUAGGAAUAAUUUUAUUUUUACUCAUUACGAUCGGACAAUAUGUAGUUGCAUGGGCUGCUUAUUUUGAAAAAAGAUAUACAUAUGAACAAGUUUUAGGUAGUAAACUUCAAAAAAUGCAAAAAAAGAAUAAAAAGGGAAAAAUGGAUGUACCAGAUUUAGCAGAUAUUUUGGAAAAAAUUCCUACACCAACUAUUUGGAAUACUCUUCCAUUUCAAUUUCCAAGAUGGAUAAUAGCUUUCACACUAUCUAUACCUGAUAUUGUGCGCGUAAUGUAUGGUGUGUUAGAAGAAAGGAAACGUAGAAAAAAACAAGAAGAAGAAGAAACAUUAAUACAAGAGAAUGAACAAUUGGAACCAGAAUUUACGUCCCGCACAAGAAAACGCAGAACUGGUUUCACUCCACAAGAAAGAAGUGGUAAUGAUGUCAAAGAAUUAUUCAAAAAAGACCAAACAAAUCAUAUUUAUCAAAAACCUGCUUUUUCUGGGGGAUUAUGGACUGAUGAUGAUAUAUUAGAAUUAAUAAAACUCGUAAAAAAAUAUCCUAGUGGUACAUCAGAAAGAUGGGAUAAAAUCGCGGAUGCGAUGAAUCGUACAGUUUUCGAAGUUACACAUAUGGCAAAAAAGAUAAAAGAUGAAGGAUUGAAACCUGGUACGUCCGUAGAAGAAACAAUAAUAGAAGAACGUUCAAAAAAGACGAAGACUCGUGCGGAGAUUGUGGAUAAUACUAGCGAAUGGAGUCAAGAACAACAAAGAGCUCUAGAAGCAGCCCUUAUAAAAUAUCCUAAAGGCAUAUCUACAGAUAGAUGGGAGAAAAUCGCAAAUUGCGUUGAAGGAAAAAGCAAGGAUGAAUGCCAAGCGAGGUAUAGACAAUUAGUGGAAUUAGUCAAAAAGAACAACACGUUCAAUAGCCUGCCAUGUACAAGAUGUUCCUUCAACAAAGAUAGUCCAAUUUUGAUCAAGUUCAAAAAGGAAAAGAAAAGAAAAAAAUAUAACAUUUGAUUAUGAAGAUGUUACCUAUCUCACGGCUGUUUUAUGUUUACAAAGUGAAUUAACGAUUUCUUAAAAAUAUUCUUAUGCAAAGAAGAUUAAGAAUAAAAGAAAGAAAGAAACUUUAUAUACAAAAAAUUACUCCUACAUCAUUUUAUUAUUAAAUGUUUGUGGAGAAUGUAUUUAUUUAAUAAAUUUAAUAAUUAAUCAUGAGGAAAAGACUGACAAAAUAUGAUAAUUAAAUACUUUCCUAUUCUCCGAGACUGACUGCUCUAUAUUGUUUUAGCUUCAAAAACAAAUUGUAAAAAAUAAUCAUGCCAAAGUGUAUAACACAUCUUUCCGUACUAUUAAUAUAAGUCAUAUAUAUAUACAUAUAAGUAAAUUGUAUGAAAUUAAUCAAUAUUAGAUUCAGAAAACUAUGUUUCUUGUAUAGCAUUUGUUGAAAUCAAUUAAAAAAUUGUGUCUUAAUAUUUUCUAAAGAUUAAUCGAAUAAUAUUUUAAAAUGAAACAAUGGGUUCUGUUCUUGCACUAUCAGUGUAAAUAUUUAAAAGACUAUUUUGCAAUGAACAAAAUAAUUGCCCACAAAUUAUUCUAUAUAAUUUAUCUUACAUAAGAAACUACAAAUACAGAUGUAUUUGUAUUAUAGAUAUGAAAUCCUAUUAUCAUUUCAACAUGCGCAUUUUAUAAUUAUCUAAGCGAAAAACAACAUUUUAUGUAAUUAAAACUUAAUUUUGUAUCAUACAUGAAGAAACAAAGUAAAAAAAGAAUUACAUAUUUAAACUAUUUAUUCAUAUGUUAAUUCUUAAACAAUAAAUCUGUACAAAAUACUAUUUACAGAUGAUACAAUAAACAUUUUAAAUAUG
Apis florea (little honeybee) is the source of this 2509-nucleotide messenger RNA. Its product is annotated as dnaJ homolog subfamily C member 1. The record is from RefSeq and is a predicted model, not a curated record. Gene Ontology annotation, cellular component: endomembrane system. NCBI's taxonomy places the organism in Eukaryota, Metazoa, Arthropoda, Insecta, Hymenoptera, Apidae.